This is a messenger RNA of Varroa destructor (honeybee mite), 10210 nucleotides long. RefSeq names its product phosphatidylinositol 3,4,5-trisphosphate 3-phosphatase TPTE2-like. The record is from RefSeq and is a predicted model, not a curated record. NCBI's taxonomy places the organism in Eukaryota, Metazoa, Arthropoda, Arachnida, Mesostigmata, Varroidae. Gene Ontology annotation, cellular component: cytosol; membrane. Gene Ontology annotation, biological process: transmembrane transport; dephosphorylation; monoatomic ion transport. Gene Ontology annotation, molecular function: phosphatidylinositol-3,4,5-trisphosphate 3-phosphatase activity; monoatomic ion channel activity.
UCCACUUCGAAUUGCCUAACCGAUCAUUAUCGUUGCCGCCGCCACCACCGUUAACAAUUAUUGAGCUUAUUAUCACAUGUUGUUUCAUGCUAAUACCGUGGCGCCAUCUGGUGGCAGCCAACACAACUAGCGCCAUGACAAUAACGUUUCCGUUAGUUCUGUAUGCACCCCUUGUCCAUCCCGUUGCCGUCUGUUGGUUUCCCUAUCAGUCGGCAGUCGUUAUCGAUCGUUGUUCGUUCAUUUGUAGAUAACAAAAGCCACCAGUCGCGGAUGUAGAAGUCGCAGCAGUAUACGCCGCAUUUGAUUCCCCCUUGUCUAUGCGGUUUCUUCGCUCCUUUACCCUUUCCCGUUUAUCUGCGUAAAUGCAUGUGAGUGGGGGUUGUGUGUAUGCGUGUGUCAGCAAUAGUGUGUGCGGCGCCGCGACUCCAGCUGCUGCUGUCCUAGGGAAACCAGUACGUUGGACGGUGCCAACGACAACUACAGCUGCGGCUGCGAUGCCGAUGACGGUGGUUAUAGCAGUGGCCGGGAUGGACUAGCAGCGGCCAAACACCAUUUAAAGCGGCCGUGCCUGUCAGUGGAACUAGAAGCAAAGAAGUGUUCCUGAUGAUGUUCGAGUUGGUAUUGAUGUUGUCGCUGACACUGUUGAGGCUGCGACGGCCAGAAGCAGGCAGUAGUGGGGGGUGCCGGUGACUGGAGAGUGGAGUACCGCAAGGUACCCCAGGAAAUCGCUGACGCCGAUUCAACAAAGCUACAAUUGGCAGGAGUAGGAGGUAUUACGUUUAUGCGAAAGGAUCAUAUUUCUUUGAUUUGAUGCAUACACAGAGAGUGCCCGUGUUAGCAAAAACCUAACAGCGUUUGAAAGCGUCAACGACAGUUGACGCAUUGGAGAAUGACAGAGAACUACCGGAGUAGUACGCAGCAUUAUUUACUGCCAGCUUACGAAACAGGGUAAGUUGACUUAGCCUCUGCCUUUUGCUACUGUAGGUGGAUAUAUAUAUAAUAAGCAGGUUAUGAGGUGGACUAUAAAGAUUAUUGGUUGAAGUGGUAUUGCUGCCAUCAUCGAUCUUCAGUCCGGUUCUUUGAAAGUAGACGCUUCAGGACAAUGGCCCAUGCUUCCUAUUUUCCUUUACCGAAAGCUCGUCACGACGCUGUAACGCGAUUUGGUGAUCAACUUCAACUUCUUUGCUAGUUGCAUUGGUCGCUCAGUCCCGAAAUGGGCACAGCGGUUGUUUUGGUGGAUGAGUAUAAUAGAUGGUCUUUGUGUGCGUGAGGUGAUGCAGCGGUUCGUCUAGGUAUUCCAUCCAGCUAACGGGUUCCCGGAAAAUUCUAACGAUAGAAACGAAAAAACACGCUCAGUUACGUUCGAUGUGCAUGAAACACACGCCAAACAACGGUAUAAUAUAAACGGAAUACGAGCCACACCUGAAGACAAUGAUUAUGCAUAAGAUUAUUGAUCGCUAAUGAAUAUAUACGUGAUAUGUCAUAUAACUAUACAAAGAGGACAUUACAAGGUAUUUAAUUCGAUUUGGCUUCAUAUGGAUGUCAGCUAGCAAGAUGCUGACAAAUAUUCGAUCUUUUAAAUAAAACUACUCGACGAUUCGUACACCCAACGAUCAUACGCUACUAGUGUAAGCUUCACAUAUGAGUCUAGUUAAUUACAUAGCUUUCCCUAGACGUCUGGCUCGGGCUUGCUUCUAAUUACUAAUAUUUUGAUACCAAGAUAUACAUUUGCUUGUUGUUUAUCUGUUUGUUAGCCCGGCCCAACACUCAUGAAUGAUUCGCUUGUAUUCCUCGAGUCUCAUGGGAGACGUUAUAAGUUUUUCAGUACGCGAAUAACAGGACAUAGGGAAAGCAUUCAGAACUUCAACGACACACGUCUUCGCUUUGAAGGCAGCACAACUAGCAGAAUUGUCAAACAAUGAGACAUUGUAUAUAAAUAUGUCAGAAUUGGUUGGAUGGCUUCUUUUUUUUAGCGUUACCGCUGGAACUCUACGGGUCGAAGGUAGCGAUCGACGUUACCUCUCGCCCGAAAUCUCUAUUCUAUUCUCCCAGGGAAUUUUCUAUAUUCCGUUCAUAGGACUGGCUUUGUUUCGAAAUAAUUAAAAAAAAAACUAGUUUAUCUGUGUAUCUGUAGACGUAUGUUAAUUUUACGAUUGUUGCCGCGGUAUAACGUAGGUAAGGAGCUUGACUGUAGAAUAGACUAUUAUAGAACAAAAAGGAAGGUGUUAAAUGGGAACGCGUCCAUUUAGCCACAGAUGUCUGUCUUCGAGGAUACGUACGUGUAUAAUAGAAGUGGUACCUUCCAACGAAAAAGUGACAACAGACGGGAAAUUGAAAGUGCCUAAAUUGGUGCCGGCGCACUAUAAUGAUGUUCACUUCAGAAGUUCGUAACCUGUAUUCGUCGUAGUCUAACGGUCAUAAAACAAAAAGAACGCUACGGUCUAGAACGACAUUUUGCAAAGUCGUCACUUGAGUUACCCAAAUACCUAUAUAUAUAUUAGACACGCUUGAAAAAUUAGUCAGUUAGUUAGCGUAAAAUUAAAAGAAGUCAUCUAUAUAUAAGGGGAAGCACAUAGCGAUUACUUUAUUCACAUUACAUUAGCAAUAGUCGUUGUGUGUUGGGGGUAAGCUAUUUCCCACCAUUUUUCUUUUUUUUUUUUUUGAUGAUCUCUAUCCAACGUGCUAUGCAACAUCUGUGUAUGCGGCGUCCGCUAAACAAUAUCUUUAGUGCUAGUUAUUGAAUAGCCAAUGUAAUAAGUUGUGUACACUCGCGGAGUCCAUUUUUUGUCUGAUAUUGAUAGGUAAAUACGAGCUAAUUGAUUACUUUUGGGCGAUGUGCAACUCAAAAGGGUGUCGUUUUGUAUUCAUAGUUCGGAUGAGAUUGAUCGUAUCGGAGCACUUUUAAGCUCAUAAUAUCUCAUGUUUCCGGAUCGAUAGAAUAUAACCGGAUUAGUGUAUUAAAUACAUUCGGAAUGAGGCGGCAGUUUCUGUGUUUAACGUUGAGUUGGGUAAUGAUACCUUCUAACAGUAGCGACACAUCAUAUAACUCGUCAUCUAUUUUCUAAUAAACGAGUUGUUUUUUUUUAAAUCAGCAAUAGGAGACUUACUAUGUCUUUUCAAACCUUCCACUGUUGCUGUUUAAAUAAUUUUCCUAGUUAAUAAACGGUCUAUAAUCGUUAUUAAUUCACUCUCGGACUGGUCACAAUUUCAAUUCGAGAUAACACCAAUAAAUGUGACGAGUUCGAGCGGUGUUGAAAACGAGUUUUUGUUUAAUUUCUUAAUUAAUUAAUUAAUUUAAUAAAUCUAGUAACGAAGAAUGAGGGGUAAGCUGAAUCUGCGACAACUUGUAUUCGAGCUACGUUGUACCUUUAGAUAUAAAUCUAUUGAUUUUAAUAUAAUAAAUUAUCUAUAGUAUUUUGGUUUAGUUGAAGAGAGACGAAUACCUUGAACAUUUACACUGAGAUGCCUUUGUAUGGUAUGGCAUCGACUUUGUCAUACCGAUAGGAUAUAUGUGUAUGGGUUAGGACGCAUAGGCGAAAAUUACAAGCAUUGGACAAAAAAAUUCAAGUCAUCGUGAGCUCUAUGGGCUUACCGAAGCAGAAUAAUUCGGCAAAUCCUAUAUGCCAAUACCGAAGGCUUUCACAUAAAGAAAUCUCUAUUGUCGAUUCAAUUCCUUACCUUUUGAGCUAUUUAUUAAAAAAAAAAAAAAAAAAGUUGAAUUUGUUCUUUGUUGAAGUUGUUAUGUUAGGAGGUCUUUCUACUUAAAAAAGGUUCACACCGUGCUCUAGGGGCAAACUUAAAAACUUCCAGCUUUUCGUGGCUAACGAGUUAGCCACCCAGUCUACCAAGCAGAUGUUCGCCCAUUCGUUCUCCUAUUUCGAACUGAUACAAUAAUGAAAAUAACAGUAGCCGAUACAUUUACGAAUACGUGACUAUCAUUUGGAUUCCUCUCGCCGUGAGCUUUAAAGUGCAGCAAUGCCCGGUCCGAGAAAGAGAGCAGCCGAAAUCAUUUUGUCUUCAUUUUUUUAUUUUCAAUAUUUUCGUCCCGAAGCAAAGCAGUCCUAUGCAUAUCACUUAGCUUUUUAGUACACCCAACUACCUGAGCCUAUAACCUAGAGGUAGGAAUUCUAAGGAGAUCUAACGCAUAGGGGCUAGGGGCUAUUUAGCAAAACUGAUUGCAAAUCAGCGACAAAUAGAGCAUGUUCGAUACAACGAUGGUAGGUUGAAGCAACUGUUCAGCUUAUGUGAAUGUUUGACGGCGUCGCUGGAUAGCUUUAUACGAGCUUAAUGAGCGAAAUAAAGUUGAGUUAAUCGAGUUUCAAAUAUUUUUUGUGUUGCUACGUGAAAGUUGUUGCUCUGCCAUAACUGUGUUACUAGGGCGCUAGUGUUCACUUUCUUCAGUGAGUCUCAGAAAUGUGAGCACGCUGCCCUAGCUUUUACAGAUAUACAGAAAGAUUUCAGUGAUUCUGUGCAUAACUCUGUGGAUUUUUGUUUUCCUACGGCAUCAUCAUAUACCUGGAUCGUCACGGUUGGCUGCAUGUAAAGGAUCAAGGAAUCACGUGGUUAUCGUUCUAUUUAUGAUAUUAUAUUAAAUGCUACCUUAACUUUCUCAAAGUUUUUGUGGGCAAAAACCUAUAUCAACCAACAUACGACACGUACGAACUUGAGGUGUACUUCUAUUCAGAAACGGGUUUAUUAAUUAUUGAUCAUAUAAAGGAAUCGUCCUAGGUUGGAUGCAGUAACUAAAUUCUUGACCUUGAGAAAUGCAGAGACCUUACGUUCGGCCUAAUAUUCCGCAAUUCUGCCUCGAUUGUAAAAAAAGAUUCAUUAUUAUUGGAAAAAUAAACAAACAACUUACACGCUUAGCGAGCAUGAGUUCCUAUUCCAUUAAAUGGCCCAAAAAACUAUUUGAGCAUUCUCAAAGUCCAUGAGUGUUUAAAUACUUAAUGCAGAAGGGACUAUCACUAGAAUCGGAUGCCUCAUGCUCUGGCAAAAUAGGACAGUUUCUUUAGAAAAGCGUAGCAACUAAAAAGACAAGGUCAUAUUGUGUCAACUUUGACGGAAAGCAAUGGAGAGGAUUUCGAUUGGCAACAGAAGCGCACGCUAGCCUGUCUCACUUUUCCUAUCCACAUGCACCACUAAUAUAGAACUCAUUUCGGUGACGUUACAAAUUAUCUGUAAGCUCCAUUAAUUAACAAGUGGAACAAUCGACCUUUUUUUCCUCUGUUCAUUCAACCAAAAUGCUGGCUUGGACGCGUUUGAGUACAAGUCGAAUAGCGCAAAUGACAGGCCUAUUUGAAAAAAAGACGACAAACAGCCGUGAACCCUGAGCGUCAACAGCAUCAGUACACAUCACUCGUCUGAAUAGGUAUUGUGUCAAACAUAGCUGAAGAGAGAAAAAUUGGAUUUUGAAUAACGGCCCGUGAGCUUUUCCCCAUUGCAGCAGUGUGACCGCAAACGGUUGCACGAAAGGUCGACGACUUUCUGACAUUUUCAGCUCUCCAUCCCACCUCUCCUCGUCGGCAGCAACGGCGGCCAAUAAUCAUCAUUUCGCUAACGUUCUCUCCUGUUUGCUAGGGAUUCACUGGUGCCAUCAACAUCAGCCCGGUUCAACAUUUCAAUCAGCGUUCCUAUGAAAAACUACGCCAGUUCAGUUCAGUGUCCCGUAGAAACUAGCAAUAAAUAGCCGAAGUGACAAAGUCCAGAAUCAGUGACAACGAUCGCCACGACCGAAGCUCAAUUGCCCGUCUUUAUGUGCGAAUGUUAACUGAACAAUGUCUGUGAUAAUUCGUGGCUAUGUGGCUUUUUUUUUGUUACGCCUGCUUCAAAGCUGCGUCUCACAACAAGCAAUAUGUUUGCGCUAAUAUCGAUGUAUUUAUGUAUAGGUAAGGAUAUAUGGAUUCAUUGUUGUGUCGACGAAAGAACAUCUGCUUAGGGUUUUUCUGCGAGAGCUAGCGUAGACGUCUCAAAGAUACACUCACGCACUCAUACAUCCACGUAGUCAAUAAGGCCAUUUCCGUUGGAUAUCGUCAACCGACGCAUAGCAUAUUUUAAUCCUUCACGAGCACACAAGAGAUGGUGAAAGCAGCACCAUUUUGGUGUUUCACAUUCAUUCGUAGUUAAUUCAAAUCUAUGAAACGAAGUAACAGGUUAUGUCAAUAGAUAAACGCAAAAAUUUUACUACUGCUUUUAUUUUUGCGUACUAGACCGCUUUAAUGGCAAAGUUACCAGCGCAUACACCGACUGGGAUCUAGCUUUGGCGAACAGAUUAGCCGAUCUAUCCGAAUGCCUGAAAUAGAACUGCGACUCACACAGGACAUGCCCUAUAUGUACUAUGAGAGUAAUAGAUUGUUCUAACCACCCUUAUUAUAAAGGUAAGGUGUAGAUUUUUCUUUUUCAUAUACGGACAAGUAAAUAUGCGACAUCUUUAGUUAUAUCGAGCUAAAACGUGAGCUCUCUGAGUUAUAAACGGUGUACGAUAUCCUAUGCAAACACGCUUCUUGACACCUAAACGAAUGGUUGGUACCAUUUGCCGGUAACCGUCUCCGCGCUUUCGUCAGAGUUCUCAAAAGCCGGAUGUUAUAAUGUAAUGCGAUAAACCUAGAGAGAGGGAUUCUACUUACUAAGAUAGUCAGUCAACUGAAACGACGUUCUGAAAGCUGAUCUGGAGGGUUUAAGCAAGGGUGACUAUCAUUGAGAGUACCUUUAUAUCGACAAAAAGUAUAAUAACUCAGAAGAAAAAAACUUGCCAAAUGACCAUUCGGCUCGUACUCGCAUGGCUUCUAGCUUGACUUGAUCUGCAGUAGAAACGUACAACGUUCACAUGAUUGAAGUGAAAGAUAAAACGCGUUCGAUACGAGUGCUUAGCUUUUCAUCUGAGUUGAUUCGCAGCGUCUUAAAUCCACGUGGAGAUAUAUUUCGCUUUAUAGAGAUCUUGUGGAAUAUACGCAGAACACAAUUGUAGCUCUAUUUCCUGUGAAGCAACCAUUUUAGGAAUGAUAGCAUUUCCGUAGGUUGCUUGUUUCAUAGGUACAACUAAAUUUCUAUGAUAUUGCGCACUGCAGAUUUGGCAUUUCCUGUUAACAAGUAAAGCCUUCUUCAACAACUUCUAAUACUAGUCGCUACAGAAUGUCGUAUUUAUUAGCUAAAUAUCUAGCUAGCCACUGUAACUCAUUAUUAUUUACAUAGGUGCGGUCAAUGGUUCCCUAGUCGCAAGCUUAAGCCUAGACCACUUUUGCAGAUUUAUUCUUACUAGGAUAUCUUUUUGGCGACUUUUUUUUAAACAAUUACAUUACCGUAGUGAGUAGUAAUCAUAUACAAGCUAUUCUUAAAACAUCAGUACACAUGAGGACAAGGCCUCGUUCUUUAAAUUGUCCUUUAGUUCAAAGAAAUUGAGCAUAAUUUAUACUGACCAUGUGCUAUUGUGCAUAAACAGAUCAAUUCUUUUUCAAAGCACUAGCAGAGAAUGUAACCCAACAUCUUCUCGAUUGAUAUGUGCAUUGUUAUACCUGAAAUCUGCCUUUGGAAGAUAUCGCUCGCUUACAACAAAUGCACAUUUAUCCUGGUGCAGGUCAUCCAUAUAUUUAUGGAGUAAACUUACCUAUAAACAUAGUAACAACUUCAAGAUGUAAAUGAGUGUUCUACUUUGUAACCCCUCGUCGUUCUAUAGCUUUUUUUUUUCUGUACUGACCUUAACAUCAGGAGCCGACACUAUACCUAAGUAUAGAGGCAUCUAAGGCAUCUAAGUAUAGAGCUGCUGGAUAGCUUUGAUUUAUCACAAUAUAAAGCUGUAAAGUGAUGAUUAACCUAUUUAUGCCAUAUCUGAAGUUCUCGUUUUGCUACACAUAGACUUUCAGGUUGAUCUCAGGACUUCUACUCCGCCGAGGCGAUGAAAAGGCCGGUUAACGAUUGCAAUCUUCUAAAAGGACUCACUUUUUUCCUCGCUUAAUGCAAUCACUUGCUGCUCGAAAGAACGCAAAAAUGAAAUGUUUCCAACUUUGCGGUUUUACGUAAUAGUUCUUAGUAUUAAGUUACAGGCCGUAGCUGCAAAAAACGGUCUCGAAGGAAUUGUGUCCUUGAGCCUUAACAACGGUCGUACUUUAGCAAGCGACGAUGUCGUACGGCCGCCUUGACAACAACAAUGAUUUAGCAACAAGUAGCGAUAGGAACAAUACGGAUAUACCACCGCAGAAGGGUGUCACGGAAACGAAGCUCACAGUAGAAGCUUCGGACUUAAGGGGAUCAAGUCGCGUGAAUUGUAGUCACAGCAAUGGAACUAACGCGCCACAGAUCGAUGGCUUACAUCACCUUAAUACCAAAGCUCUCAACCAGAUACCAAUUAAGCAUCAUUUGCUACGUCGUGUAGUUGAGCAUUUGGCGUUUCGCUUAGUAGCUCUUCUCCUGAUUGUGACUGAUAUCUGCCUUCUAAUCGUUGCUCUUGUCGAAAAUCCGGAAUCAAAAAAACUCGUAAUAUACGACAAUAUCGCGCUAGCUUUUUCAGUCAUAUUCGUGCUAGAAAUAGCACUGCGAAUAUAUUCUCUCGGGACGACAGACUUUUUCCGUAAAUGGUACAACAAAGUGGACUUUGCCGUUGUGAUGCUCACCUUCAUAAUCACAGUGAUCGAACCCCGUAUCGAGCAGGUCCACACCGUGGCAAAGGCAGUGGUGGUUGGACGUCUUGUUCGAGUUGUGGGUUUUGUCCGCUUUCUGAGGUUCUAUACGGAAAAGAAUAAUCUGGCAAAGGGCGCCCGUCAUGUAAUUUCCGAGAACAAAAGACGUUACCAGAAAGAUGGCUUCGAUCUCGACUUGGUGUACGUGACGUCCCGAAUAAUUGCCAUGAGUUAUCCGUCAUCCGGUAGGAUGGCUUGGUACAGAAACCCCAUCCAAGACGUAGAGAAAUUCUUCGUCACGAAACAUUCGGGACACUACAAGGUGUGCAACAUGUGCAGUGAACGAACUUACGACGAUUCGCACUUCGAAAGACAAAUUCUUCGACUCAAAAUUGACGAUCAUAACGUACCUCUACUCACUGAAGCAAUCGAAUUCAUCCAGGAGGCUCAAAUGUUUUUGGAUGCAGAUCCCGCAAAUGUAAUAGCGAUACAUUGCAAAGGUGGCAAAGGCAGAACGGGAACCCUCAUCUGCAUGCUGCUUAUCAACAACAAUGUUUUCGAAUCAGCUAAGGUGACACAUAUAAAGAUCCGAGGAAUAAAUACUUUCGGUAAAGGAAAUGGAUCUGAUCUGCGCUGCGAGGUAUUCGAAGGACGCCAAGCAGUCUUCGAUAUGAAUUUCGGUCAGUAUCGAAACUGCCGCGUGGUACACGAUGCUGAGGAGAAUUGCGUGACCGUAACACCAGUGAAUUUCCCUGUUGUUCGCGGCGAUGUGAAAUUUCGCUUCCACUCCUUAAGUAUGUCGGUUCCCAAAGGCUAUGAAAACUGUGCGUUCUUCUUCUGGUUUCACACGGCAUUUGUGGAAGGUGACUCACUGUCCCUUCAUCGGGAUGUCCUAGAUAACCCGCACAAGAGAAAAACGUGGACUUCUUUCGGAGACGACUUCAUCGUUGAACUUAGACUGUCCAGGAUUUAACUAGGAUCUGAAGUAGGAUGAAGUCUUCGUAUAAAUAAGUUAAAAAUAAAUAUCUUCAAAUAACUCAGUGGUAGCUCGCUAUCACGAGGAUCAUGUCAUUUAGGGCGUGUUAUACCGACUUUUGUAAAAUACACUUUCUGAACUUUAGACUUUCAUUAACUAAUCUUACUUCCCUUCAUAUAAUCAGAUUAUAUAUGCGUGUCGAAACGACGCCUACUGGUUCCUCGUACAGAGAAGGUACAUAUUCGGACAUUAGGAUGGACGCAGUUCAUAUACGACUAUAUAAUUCUAACAUAUAUAUAUAUAUAUAUAUAUAUAUUUAAUACUAACAACUGAAACAAACAUAUUUGCUUAUUUUCGCAUAGUGCUUCUUCAUGGACUUCGCGAAGUGCUGAUUUAAAUAAGAUGGUAAACGCCCAAGUAAAAGCGUUUGGAAAUCUUAUCGUAAGAGCUGCAAAGUGUGUAUGAUAUUAUCUAGUUGCUGUAUUAUUUAAGGAGGGCAAUCACUGACAUAUUUUUCAAUUCCAAAACUGAUUGUACACACACUAUGCUAUGAUCACUACCGAAAUAAUAUAUGCUUACCUCGUCAUAGGUGAUAUUAUAUUACAUUCUAAUGCUGUGAAUAUUU